Arabidopsis lyrata subsp. lyrata is the source of this 2696-nucleotide messenger RNA. Its product is annotated as DExH-box ATP-dependent RNA helicase DExH18, mitochondrial. Gene Ontology annotation, molecular function: ATP binding; hydrolase activity, acting on acid anhydrides; RNA helicase activity. Bases 224 to 2557 code for a protein of 777 amino acids. Gene Ontology annotation, biological process: mitochondrial RNA 3'-end processing; RNA catabolic process. The record is from RefSeq and is a predicted model, not a curated record. The transcript is spliced from 2 exons. Gene Ontology annotation, cellular component: mitochondrial degradosome. Lineage: Eukaryota; Viridiplantae; Streptophyta; Magnoliopsida; Brassicales; Brassicaceae.
GGGCGAAUGCUAAACCCGUGUAGAACAAAAAUGGUGUAGGGUUUAUCUUCUCUCGCUUUAAACGCCCACCAUCUUCUCUAUCUCUCUCUCCAGGUACGCUUCGAGCUCGUUUUACUAUUUUUAGUCUCCUUUGAAUCCAAACCCAUUUGAAGUAAUACAAUAAAGGAGCCGACUUUUUCUCAAAAUUGUCAAAUUUCAAAACUUUUGAUUCGAGUUCGUGACCAUGGCGAGAGGCGUAGCUGGAGUUUUGCGUAGAGCCUAUAGUUCAAGAGUUAGGGUUCUAUUAUCGACACGAAAUUUACAUUCUUUUAGAGAAACUGAAUCUAGAUCUCUUUGUAAUUCUGAUUUUGAUGUGCCCACGAACCGGUUUUGUUCGUGUAAUCGGGUUCGGAUUCAGCUUCCAUGGAAUGAUUACAGAUUUGGGUGCUUUGAGAUUGGUAAAGUUAGGACCUUUUCGUCUACUGUGGAUAAUAACGGCGAAAAUGAUGAUGUUGAAGAAAGUGCUGGUUCUGAGAGUGAUGAUUAUGAUGAGGAAGGUGUGAUUAAUGAACUUGGUGAUGUAGAUGAAAGCUUGUUGAAUGAUUCAGUGGUUGCUAAGACGGAUGAGAUAGGUAGCGAGGCUGCUCGUGCUUUGAACGCUCGGUAUAAUGAUCCUGUGGAGUUAUACAGAGAGCUUAGGGAAAGUGAAGUGCGUUCUAAGAUUCAGCGUAGUGAAUGGGAUAGUUUACAUGAGAUUUUCGGGUAUUUUGCACAGUCGGGAUGGGCGGCUAAUCAGGCUCUUGCAAUCUAUAUUGGGAAAUCGUUUUUCCCUACUGCUGUUAGCAAGUUCCGGGACUUCUUCCUUGAGAAAUGUAGAAUUGAGGUUGUUCAGGAUCUUCUUCGUGUUGGACCGACAGAUGAAGCUGUUAAGUUUUUGUUCCCUGUGUUUGUUGAAUUCUGUAUUGAAGAGUUUCCUGAUGAGAUCAAACGUUUUCAGAGUAUUGUUGAUACUGCAGACCUCACGAAGCCUGCAACUUGGUUUCCUUUUGCUCGUGCUAUGAAGCGUAAAAUCGUUUACCAUUGUGGACCGACUAACAGUGGCAAAACGUACAAUGCUUUGCAGCGGUUUAUGGAAGCUAAGAAUGGAUUGUAUUGCAGCCCACUUAGGUUAUUAGCCAUGGAAGUUUUUGAUAAAGUAAAUGCUCUAGGGAUUUACUGUAGUCUCUUGACUGGACAAGAGAAGAAACAUGUUCCGUUCGCCAAUCAUGUAUCUUGUACGGUUGAAAUGGUGUCUACAGAUGAGUUAUAUGAAGUGGCUGUGAUCGAUGAAAUACAAAUGAUGGCAGAUCCUAGUAGAGGUCAUGCUUGGACAAAAGCUUUGCUUGGAUUAAAAGCUGAUGAGAUUCAUUUGUGUGGAGACCCGAGUGUUUUGGAUAUUGUGCGUAAGAUGUGUGCUGAUACAGGGGACGAGUUAGUUGAAGAGCAUUACGAGAGGUUCAAACCGUUAGUCGUAGAAGCGAAGACCUUAUUAGGAGAUCUUAAAAAUGUUAAGUCUGGGGAUUGCGUUGUUGCAUUCUCUAGAAGAGAGAUAUUUGAAGUUAAAAUGGCUAUCGAGAAACAUACAAAUCAUCGAUGUUGUGUUAUUUACGGUGCAUUGCCGCCUGAGACAAGGAGACAGCAAGCUAAUCUGUUUAAUGAUCAAGAAAACGAGUAUGAUGUUUUGGUUGCAAGCGAUGCUGUUGGAAUGGGAUUGAAUCUUAACAUAAGACGGGUUGUGUUUUACAGUUUGAACAAGUACAACGGCGAUAAGAUUGUUCCAGUUGCAGCGUCACAGGUAAAACAGAUUGCCGGGAGAGCUGGAAGGAGAGGAAGCCGUUACCCAGAUGGACUUACAACGACAUUGCACUUAGAAGAUCUAAACUAUCUAAUAGAGUGUUUGCAACAACCGUUUGAUGAAGUUACAAAAGUAGGGCUUUUCCCUUUCUUUGAACAGAUUGAGCUUUUCGCUGCACAAGUUCCCGAUAUGGCCUUUUCAAAACUCUUAGAUCAUUUUGGAAAACACUGCAGACUCGACGGUUCUUACUUCUUGUGCCGUCAUGAUCAUGUGAAGAAAGUAGCAAACAUGUUGGAGAAAGUACAGGGACUGUCUCUAGAAGACCGGUUUAACUUCUGUUUUGCACCGGUCAAUAUCAGGAAUCCGAAAGCAAUGUACCAGUUGUAUCGAUUUGCUUCAACAUAUAGCCAAGAUACGCCGGUUAAUAUAGCAAUGGGGGUACCAAAGAGUUCUGCUAAGAACGAUACCGAGCUGUUGGAUUUGGAAAGUAGACACCAAAUAUUGUCUAUGUAUCUUUGGUUAUCUAACCAAUUUGAAGAGAAGAAUUUCCCAUUUGUGGAGAGGGUUGAAGCAAUGGCGACAAAUGUUGCAGAGUUGUUAGGUGAAUCGUUGAGUAAAGCUUCUUGGAAGAUGGAGUCAAAAGAAGAGAAAGUGAAAGGUCAAAAGAAGGAAGAUAGAGGAUAUGAAAGACCAGCUUCAUUAAUCAAGUUAGUUAAUAAGCGAAAAGAAGAGAAUUUGGUGUGAAGAAUAAUAAUCAUAAUAAAGUAGCUUCAUAGUGGUUUUUGCAGAGACAAAUAAUGGUUAAUUAGUUAUUAUUGUUAAGCUAAAGUUUUUAAUGGAUUCUUCAAUUUUGAUUAGACUGAAGAUUUUUAGUUGUCUUUUA